AUGAAAUCUGUCGCAGUCUGGAGCCUUUGGUUCUGUUUUCCUUCUGCACCACCAAAUUUGGCCUCGUCCACAGCUGCAACUGGGACUGGAAGCGACAGCCCGCGCGGACCUUCUCGAUCUUCGGCUUGCGCCAUCCACCAAAGCUCGCCCACCCGCCCACUCUCUGGGGAGCUUCACCACGGCGCGAAAUCGCUCCUUCCGACAAUCCAAACAUCCUCUACUUUGCUCAGCAUCACUGGCUCGGCUUUUCUAGCCGUAGUAUUGUUGCGCUGGCCCGACUCCGGCCGUUACCAAUCCACGACGCCUUCCUUGCCCAUCGUCGGAAUCACGAACUUAUCUUUUCGAUUUUGGAUCACAUUUUGCCUCGGCUUUCUUUGCGCAAUAGGAAAAUCCCAAGUAUUUUGCUUUCCAGGUGCUUCAAGGCAAGAGCAAAUAGGCGAAAGAGCAGGACGACCGACCGAUUAA
Messenger RNA from Colletotrichum paranaense, 465 nucleotides. RefSeq lists its product as uncharacterized. The transcript is spliced from 2 exons. The record is from RefSeq and is a predicted model, not a curated record. The coding region runs from base 1 to 465 and encodes 154 amino acids. Lineage: Eukaryota; Fungi; Ascomycota; Sordariomycetes; Glomerellales; Glomerellaceae.